This is a messenger RNA of Vigna unguiculata (cowpea), 929 nucleotides long. It is a transcript of the gene OFP17, whose product is annotated as ovate family protein 17. Gene Ontology annotation, biological process: negative regulation of DNA-templated transcription. NCBI's taxonomy places the organism in Eukaryota, Viridiplantae, Streptophyta, Magnoliopsida, Fabales, Fabaceae. The record is from RefSeq and is a predicted model, not a curated record.
CCAUUUCUAUCCAAUGCCACAUCACUGAAAGACGUGAAACCCACACACACCAACUAACUACACAAUUAGCACAACUUGUUAAAGACCUCACACCCUCUCAACACACCAAUACACUUCUCUCUCUCUACCCAACAUCACAACCUCAUUCUCUCCGAGUUAACAACAACUUAGGUUCCAACAAACACAACGCUACUGAACUAAAGCACUCUACUUUCUUCAACAACACUCUUCUCUUGCUUGUUAGAGAUGAAAGGGAAAGCAUUGGGUGUCUUUAAAUCCAAGCUUCUCAACCCAUGCAAAAGGCUACUAUUUUUCUUCAGACUUAAACCCAAGAAGCUUGUGUUUAUAAGAGCUCUCAAGUUCCGUGCUCAUAAGUCCUCAUUCCCUAAGGCCUCCCCUAAAAGACCAACUAUGUCUUCUUUGUUACAGUCAGUGUUUCGUUCUCCAAAGAAAUCUAAGCACACAGACACAGUGCAAGGACUCAGGAGUCCCUCCAAUGUUCAUGAAACUCCACUCUUUCCUUCGCCGCUUACACCGGUUUGUGCGGUGGAGAAAAGUGAAGAAGGUUCGAGGCAAGAGGUGGAAGAUGCGUGCAAGAGUUUUGAGAAUUAUUUGGUGGAGAUGAUUGUGGAAGAAGGGAAGACUAGGGACUUGAUGGAUGUGGAGGAACUUUUGUAUUGUUGGAAGAACCUUAAAUGUCCUGUCUACAUUGAUUUGGUUAGUAGAUUUUAUGGAGAGCUUUGUAAGGACUUGUUUUCUCCUGACACUGGGGACAGUAACAGUUCCCAGUGAAGGCACAAGGAGAGAGUGUGAGAGUAAAUAGAUAUUGAUUUAUUAAUUUUCAAUUCAGUGUUCCCACAAAAUUGGAUGUGUGCAAUCUAUAAGUGUAGUAGUUUAUAUGAAACCUUUUAUGGAAUGAUCCAUCUUGA